AUAAUCGAAAAUCUUUUUUAAACAGUUUAUUCACAAUCGUAAGAAAUAAAAAAAGUAAUUACAAGUUUUCUUCUUUAAGACCAAAAGAACCUGAUUUGAAAACAUAGAACAGCUGUUGGUUUUCGCUUUCGCGGUUUAAAAAUAUUACGUUAAGACGCUAAACUGGUUAACUCAACCAAAAAGGAAGCAGCAAAGGGUUGCCUCCUCUCUCUCCUACUGCUCUAUUUUCUAUCAGAUUAAAGAAUUGCGGCCAGGAUUUUACAAGUGAUAAUGCUGUUGAGGGUAUUUUAUCUGCUACUUGUUCUGCUAAAUUUAGCGGCAGCAAUAUUUUCUGCUGAUAGAUAUAGCAGAAAGGACUUUCCUUCUGACUUUAUUUUUGGUUCUGGUACCUCUGCUUAUCAGGUGGAAGGAGCAGCAGAUGAGGAUGGGAGGACUCCAAGCAUUUGGGACACAUAUGCCCAUGCGGGAAAUAUGGGUGGAGCAACUGGAGAUGUGUCAGUUGACCAGUAUCACAAAUACAAGGAAGAUGUAAAACUAAUGGCUGAAACUGGGUUAGAUGCCUAUAGAUUUUCCAUUUCAUGGUCAAGACUUAUUCCAAAUGGAAGAGGACCUGUUAAUCCAAAAGGUUUACUGUAUUACAAUAACCUCAUCGAUGAACUUGUUAGCCAUGGAAUCCAGCCACACGUUACAUUGUACCAUUAUGAUCAUCCGCAGGCGCUUGAAGAUGAAUAUGGGGGAUGGAUUAGCCGAAAGAUUGUGAAGGACUUCACAGCUUAUGCAGAAGUGUGUUUUAGAGAGUUUGGUGAUAGAGUCAAGCAUUGGACUACAUUGAAUGAGCCUAAUAUUUUUCUAAUUUUUAGUUACGAUCUUGGAAUGUUGCCGCCUAAUAGAUGCUCUCCUCCAUUUGGAUUCAAUUGCUCUCAAGGCAAUUCUACAUCUGAGCCGUACUUAGUUGCUCAUCAUCUCCUUUUGUCACAUGCUUCCGCUGCCAGAUUGUACAAGGAAAAAUAUCAGAGCAAGCAACUUGGAUUAAUUGGGAUUAACGUUUAUGGGUUUGGGAUUGUUCCUCUAACAAACUCAACUGAGGAUCUUCUUGCGACUCAGAGAGCAAAUGAUUUUUAUCUUGGCUUGAUAGCGGAUCCUGUGGUGUUUGGAGACUAUCCUGAAUCAGUAAAGAGAAAUGCAGGAUCAAGAUUACCAGUCUUCACUGAACACGAAUCCAAUCAGGUUAAGGGUUCAUUUGAUUUCCUUGGGCUGAAUUACUAUGUCGAAGUACAGGUCAAAGAUAACUCCGCCAGCCUCAAGUCAGAGCAUAGAGAUUUAAUGGCAGACACGGCAAUAGAAAUGAUAUUUAAUGGUGAUUUUCAAAAGGAUGAGUAUCCUAUAGAUCCAAGGGGUCUGCAAGCAGUGCUGGAGUACUUCAAGCAAUUUUAUGGCAACCCUCCUGUUUACAUUCAUGAAAAUGGGCAGAGGAAUCAGCGCACUUCAUCCUUGGAAGACACUUCGAGGGUGAAAUAUAUGCAAGCAAAUAUUGGAAGUGUGCUUGAUUGUAUCAGGAAUGGAUCGAACACGAGAGGGUAUUUCACAUGGUCGUUCUUAGAUGUUUUUGAGUUGCUUGGUGGCUAUGAAGUAUGCUUUGGCCUUUAUUAUGUUGACAUAGAUGAUCCUCUUUUGGAAAGACAUCCUAAGCUCUCUGCACAUUGGUUCUCUCAAUUUUUGAAGGGAUCAACCGUUGUUGAAGAUGGAAUUAUUCAGCUCCCCACAACACAAAAUUUCUCGCCACUUGAUCCUCUAAAUACUCCUUAAAGAACAUAAUUAAUGUAUUUUAAAUGGCUACUUAUGUAUGUGUUAAUUUUAAUUUGAUGUUAGUACUAUAAUUUAAGGAUUGAGAUUAUAAAUUUUCGUUUUAUAA
Messenger RNA from Jatropha curcas, 1912 nucleotides. Its product is annotated as beta-glucosidase 11. The record is from RefSeq and is a predicted model, not a curated record. Gene Ontology annotation, molecular function: beta-glucosidase activity. NCBI's taxonomy places the organism in Eukaryota, Viridiplantae, Streptophyta, Magnoliopsida, Malpighiales, Euphorbiaceae. Gene Ontology annotation, biological process: carbohydrate metabolic process.